UAAAUAUUAUAUGCAAGUAUUAAAUAUUGUGUAGUUAUUGGGAUAUUAAAGAAAAAUGUCUGAGGCUUUAGCACAACAUUUCAUAACAGAAGAGUUCACUCCUGAAAAAUUUGUAAAAAAUCUUAGUUCACAUUGUAUUGGUGCCGAAGAUCUAAGACAUCAAAGAGCAAAAAUUCAAGAAUUAGCAGACAGUAUUUCUGCUUUAUUGAAACUUAAUGUUUAUCAAAAUUAUAAUCAAUUUAUAGAAACUGCAAAAGAAAUCUCUCACUUAGAAACUGAAAUGUAUCAAUUAUCUCAAUUACUAAGUGAACAACGAUCUUUAUUAAGUAUUUUUGGAACAAAUCAGAAUAUUGUAUUUGAAAAUAACUUUGAAAUUAAGUCACCAACUUCUGUAGAAUUUCAAUUUAAAGAGGAAGAAUCUAAAUUAAAAUUAAUACAAUUACUUGAAAAUGUAGAAGGUGCUAUGAGUCUUUUAGAAACACCUGGAAGAAUGUGUUUGUAUGAAGGAUCCUUGUUAGAGUUAGACCCAGUAGAGGGUUUGCCAUUAAAGCGAAUACAUGCUUAUUUAUUUAAUGAUGUUUUAAUGAUUGCUUCUUGGUUGGCCAAUGGUAAUAGAAGAGGUCCACCAAGAUAUAAAAUGCAGGUGAUCUAUGAUUUACAAAGUUUAGCGAUUGUCAAUAUCAAAGAUUUAGGGACUGUAAAACUUGCUUUCAAAUUAUUAUCUUUUCCUGAUACAAGAGUUUUUCAAUGUACUAAUGCUAUUAGUAAGAGAGAAUGGCUUGAGAAAUGUGAACAAGCAAAAAAAUUAAAAAUAGCCCAAGAAACUCAACUAAAACCUAUACAUACAAAAAAGUCAACUAAAAUGGAAUUAUUAUAUACUGUUUCUCAAUCCAAAUAUUCAGAAACUGGUACUGUAGGUAACAAUAAAAUAGAUAAACACCAUUUUUAUGAGCCAUUUCCAGAGUGGAUGUUAGAAGUUACAGAAGAUUUGGAUUCCUGUAUUGCUCAACGACAUUUUGAAAAAGCAUACAAACUAAUAGAAAAAGCAAAGGUAUUUGUAAAUAAUGCUUUACCUACCCCUCAAUUAAAUGAAACAACUUUAAAGAUUAAUAGUAGAAGUUAUUUCCUUAUUAAUGUUCUUACAAGAGAGUUAGAGUUAAGUGUUGAAGCUAAAUCUCUUCAAGGAGGUGGUUUGAGAAGUGCUAGAAGAGCUGUAAAGCUUUUAAUUCAAAUGGAUCAUACUGCACAAGCAUGCCAGUUAUAUUUAAAGUUAUGUAGUGCAUCUUUAAAAGCACGACUUAAGAGAGUUAAAAGAGAAGGAACAACAGUGCCUUACAUAAAACAAUUAAGUGCUAUAGCAUUUAGUAAUAUUUUUGAACUGUCACAAGAAUUUUUAAAAAUAUUCCCACAAAUUACAAAUUGUGCAUCUGCUCUAGUAUUAUGGUGUAGUCAUGAAAUAAAAUUUCUUGUUUCUCAUCUAAUAAAACAAAUGUUUAUACCUCAGGUUUCUUUAAGUGUACUUGUUGAAUGCAUCAUAAUGAUACGCAAUCAUUGUAAACAGUUAACUCAAAUGGGUAUGGAUUUUCAAUAUCAAUUAGAUAAUCAAUUGAAAAUUCCUUUAAGUCGAACUUUGCAAGACACAGGAGAAAAAUACAUGGAUGCAAUAAAAGUGCGAGCUUCAGAAGACAACUGGAAAUUAAGUAAUCUUCAAACAACUCAAAAUUUUUUGAAUUUGCUUGCUGAACUAGAUAAUCUUGGAAUUCCAUUGCCAGAAUCUUGUAUCAAGAAUAAAUAUUGGAUUUCAUUAACUAAUAAUACAUUAGCUUUUGCAAAGUUAUAUAUAGGACUACUUGAAGAUUGUCUUAAUUUAAUUACACCUGAAACUAGUAAUGUAAUAGAAGAAGUAUUGAUUUCUGUAUUGCAAAUACAAAUUCAACAUAUACAAUCUUCAAUUUUCAAUUGUAAAUUUAAACAAGAUAAAAACUUAAUGCAAGAUAAUGCCAAAUACUUUCACGAUGUCAUUAUUGGUAGAUGUUUGGAGCUUUAUAAAAGUGUAAUUGGAUAUGAUUUUAAAAAAUUGCUUGUCUUGCAAGAAAAAUUUUGUUUUGAAACCAUAUCUAUUUCAAAUAAACCAAGACCAGUUCCACGUACAUCGAUACCAAAAUAUUCAACAACAGAAUUUAUUUAAUAUAUUGUCAUUCCAUAAAUUUUAUUUAAUAUAUCCUUUAUGAUA
Molecule: messenger RNA, 2233 nt
Organism: Ceratosolen solmsi marchali
Lineage: Eukaryota; Metazoa; Arthropoda; Insecta; Hymenoptera; Agaonidae
Gene: Exo84
Product: exocyst complex component Exo84
Exons: 8
Coding region: 56-2188 (710 amino acids)
Biological process (GO): Golgi to plasma membrane transport; exocytosis; intracellular protein localization
Cellular component (GO): exocyst
Source: RefSeq, a predicted model, not a curated record